AUUUUGUCAUUCCGCCGACAAAAAGGCCCCGGCUUCGUUCACUGAUCCAAGUAAGAAAGGAAAUUGCGCGAGAAAUUUAUUGAAUUUGAAAUUUUCGUUAAAGAAAACCAAAAUGAUAGCUUCUGGUUACCAGAUAAUGGUCAAGCAAAUUGCGAGCGAACGCCCAAUAUUGGAAGACUUGUCUCGUGUGUUUCCCAAAGGCGCUCCAAAGCCAGGUACCUUGACAGAAAUUUCUGGUGUGCCGGGAACUGGAAGAAGUGAAAUGCUGCUCCGUAUUAUUGCAAGGACAGUUUUGCCCCACGCAUAUGGUGGGAAGUCUAGCAAAGUAAUAUUAAUGGAUCUUAACCAUAAAGUUGACCAAGUUGAUGAAGUUCUAAGAGAUGUUGUGACAGCAAAUGGAACAUUUACUGUCCAAGAGGAUAUUACAGAUAUAGUAAAAAAUGGUUUGGGUUCCAUUAUCAAUGUAGCAUGUUACUCAUCGGAACAGUUUGAUUUGGCUUUAGACGAAUUAGAAGAUUUGCUAUGGGAUAAUGAAGAUGUUUCCCUUCUUGCCAUCGAUGGCUUGGAUGCAUUUUAUUGGGAAGAUUGUUAUCUGCGAUUGCAACGCAUGGCUACCCACUAUAAAAGGCUCUGUCAGCGCUUAAAGGCAAUCUGUCGGGAACACAAUAUUUGCUGCAUCUAUACACUUGAUGAUAAUUAUUUACAAAGCAAGUCUUCCAAGAAUAAAUUUCCUUCAAAGAAUGUAUUUCCAUGAAUGGUGGACAUAAAAAAUAAAAUGUUAGUAUCUUGGAAACCUCAUACGUACGACAUUAACUAUCGCGCAGUAGUCCCUGUGUGAUGCCAACAAUAGAAAAGAUUUUUUUCCUCAUAAGGGCCGCAUCUUCAUUCGUCUGCAUUUUGACCUCUUGUUUGGUGCGCAAUACGAUAUAAAAUAGAAAUUUCAAAAACA
Messenger RNA from Stomoxys calcitrans (stable fly), 949 nucleotides. It is a transcript of the gene Xrcc2, whose product is annotated as DNA repair protein XRCC2. The record is from RefSeq and is a predicted model, not a curated record. Gene Ontology annotation, cellular component: Rad51B-Rad51C-Rad51D-XRCC2 complex; centrosome; replication fork. Bases 113 to 754 code for a protein of 213 amino acids. Lineage: Eukaryota; Metazoa; Arthropoda; Insecta; Diptera; Muscidae. The transcript is spliced from 2 exons. Gene Ontology annotation, molecular function: four-way junction DNA binding. Gene Ontology annotation, biological process: DNA strand invasion; double-strand break repair via homologous recombination.